Molecule: messenger RNA, 915 nt
Organism: Cyphellophora europaea CBS 101466
Lineage: Eukaryota; Fungi; Ascomycota; Eurotiomycetes; Chaetothyriales; Cyphellophoraceae
Exons: 2
Coding region: 1-915 (304 amino acids)
Molecular function (GO): methyltransferase activity
Source: RefSeq, a predicted model, not a curated record
AUGUCGUAUGACGACUCUGAGCUGAUAGAAGUCGACUCAUUUCCGGACGAGGGUUUCGCUGAAUCUAUCACCGAGUACGCAACCAGCAUCGCAUCAGACAUCCGUCGUGGCAUCGAGGAGAACGGCAGGACGUAUCCGGCAUUUGGCCGAAACGAGUACGGUCUACCUAUUGAUGAACAGGAGCAAGACCGAAAUGAUCUACAGCAUUGCAAGUUUGGCCUGAUUCUCGGCGACAGGUUGCAUCUUGCGCCUAUAGCCGAAGAACCAGCCAAUAUUCUAGAUCUUGGAACAGGUUCAGGAAUAUGGGCAAUUGAUAUGGCAGACAAGCACCCCACAGCCAACGUCAUCGGAGUCGAUGUCGCCGCAGUGCAGCCUCGAUGGGUGCCUCCUAAUUGCUCAUUCGAAAUUGAUGAUGUGGAAAGCGACUGGCUGUUUCGGCCCGACACAUUCGACUUUAUUCAUGGCCGUGAAUUUCUCCUUGCGAUCCGGGAUUGGGACAGGCUCAUAAGUCAGAGCUUUCACCACUUGAAGCCGGGAGGGUACCUUGAGCUAUCUUCGUCCUUCCCUGAGCCAGGAAGCGAUGAUGACACCAUACCGGCAAACAGUGCCUGGGUGCAGUUUACUGAAACAUUUUUCGAGAUUGGCGAGAAAAUCGGCGCCUCCGGCCAUGCUCCCAAACGCUGGAAAGCAAAGCUUGAGGCCCAUGGUUUCGAAGAUGUGCAAGAGUUCAUCUUCAAGAUUCCUUCGAGUCCCUGGCCGAGGGACAGACGACUGAAACACAUUGGCGCUCUCGAAGUGGCGAAUUUGGACAAAGGAGCAGAGGCACUACUGAUUCGCGGCAUGACUGGCGUCCUCGGGCGUCCCAAGGAGGAGGCGACAGUAUGUGUCAUGAUUGAUUACAACGCUCCAAACUGA